Drosophila bipectinata is the source of this 728-nucleotide messenger RNA. RefSeq lists its product as uncharacterized. Lineage: Eukaryota; Metazoa; Arthropoda; Insecta; Diptera; Drosophilidae. The record is from RefSeq and is a predicted model, not a curated record.
UCAAGCAAAACCUCAGUAGUCACUCACACCUCCUGUCAAAAGUAGUGUCCGGAAUCCGGACUGUUCGAAAGAGAGAAAGUCCCAAGAAAAUUCAUUGUAAUGCUCCAGGGGUGGAUACUCGUUGUCUUAAUCACUUUUGUUUCGUGGUCGGUUGUGUCGGCAUUGAAAUUUCGGAGCACUGGAAAUUGCUCCUUUGUCAAACAUGUGUCGUUGAAGAUCGUUUGCAAAGGCUUCGUGUCUAAGGAGAUACAUGAGCUUUAUCGAGACCACCGGGCCCCCGAGAGUUCGAACUUCAGUAUUUGGCAAGGAUCUGAAGAGGACAGCGAGAUCUUCUUAGCUUCUUUCCACUCUCCCCUGGCGGAGUUUAUGACCAUCAAGAUCAUGACAAACGCCGUUUACCCUGACCAGCACUCAUUUUUAGUAGAGGGACAGAGCGGGCCGCUUAACCUGAAAAUCGCACAGUCCACUAUUCACUGUUUCGACUUCAGCCUGCGCUACCCCAUGGAACUCAAGAGGCUGUGUCUUGGUCAGGCCAGGGAGACUAGUGGAAAUGAAGUAGCCAAGAAGCCUAUCCUUCACUACGGCGCCUUUGAUGUCCAGAAAGCCACAUCGAAUGAAGCAUCAAGGACGAUAAAACUUCGAGUUCCAGUAAUGGUUGCCACUUUCACUUUAAUAUUCUAUCUUUUGAAAUUGAUGUAUUGAACAAUAAACGAUACUUGGAUUAUGUA